AUGGAUCUCGACGGUGAUUCACGCUAUAAAGAUAUCGACUCUCAAAGCACUAGCGACAUCACAGACUUUCAACCCAUCAAGCGACGUAGUUCUUCCCUCCCUUCCAUCCUCCUCGGCUGUAUAGCCAGCUUCGCAUUAGCCGCCUUGCUCAUCACCGUUGUGCGUUGGCCAUGGUCCAAAGGCGAUUCCGGCUACUACGCAUACACAGACUGUGGAUUGACACCCGAGGAAGCGCGAUCUAAAGGAUGUAGCUACUAUCCCAUGGGGCGCUUUUGGGCGCCUCCCGAAUGUUCGUUUCCCGAAGGUAACGACAACUAUCAUCCCUUCCGCGACCGGGAAUGGUUCGUCGACACGAACUUGACGAUUCCUGCCGACAUCUCCCGGCUAGAGUCAGGUGAUGACCGUCGGGCUUUUACUCGUUACUGGCAUGAUGAGCAUUGCACAUUUGUGCUACAAAAGUUGGCGUUGGCGGUUGCGCUGAAGAAAACGAUGGUCCCAGGAUUGGUGGGAAGUAUUCAUCAUGUUAAUCAUUGUGCGAUGACGAUUACGAAAACGAUCAAGAAUGCGUAUAAUGAGACUUUCCUUGCGAAUGAUAUGUCGAUAACGGAGAGUACUCUGGGCUUCAUGCCUUGUGUACCACUUAAGAGCCUUAUGGACAAUCCAGGAUACGAAAAUUAA
This is a messenger RNA of Botrytis byssoidea, 678 nucleotides long. RefSeq lists its product as uncharacterized. The transcript has 2 exons. NCBI's taxonomy places the organism in Eukaryota, Fungi, Ascomycota, Leotiomycetes, Helotiales, Sclerotiniaceae. Bases 1 to 678 code for a protein of 225 amino acids. The record is from RefSeq and is a predicted model, not a curated record.